Molecule: messenger RNA, 4780 nt
Organism: Xyrauchen texanus (razorback sucker)
Lineage: Eukaryota; Metazoa; Chordata; Actinopteri; Cypriniformes; Catostomidae
Product: X-linked retinitis pigmentosa GTPase regulator-like
Exons: 17
Coding region: 101-4396 (1431 amino acids)
Source: RefSeq, a predicted model, not a curated record
AAAAUAAUCUAGAGUGGAAGUUUUCCCCCCUCCGUCCUGUAAACAUCUUGGGCACAUUGCCUGGAGCCCUGGCGUAAAUAAGCGGAUUAGUCCGGAGGAGAUGGCUGGAGAGACAGAGGAUGAGAUCCCCGAAACGGGAGCCGUCUUCACUUUUGGGAAGAGUAAAUUUGCAGAUAACAUCCCCAGUAAAUUUUGGCUAAAAAAUGACGUUCCUUUGAGAAUAUCCUGUGGUGAUGAGCACACAGCAUUGGUAACAGAAAAUGGGAAGCUGUUUAUGUUUGGCAGCAAUAACUGGGGACAGCUGAGCCUCGGAACAAAGACCACUGUUAAUAAACCCACUCGUGUGAAAGGUCUGAAGUCAGAGAGGGUGAAGCUUGCGGCCUGUGGAAGAACUCACACACUUGUUUACACGUACCGUGGUAACCUGUAUGCCUCUGGAGGGAAUAAUGAGGGGCAGCUCGGUCUUGGUGACUGUGAUGACAGAACCUCCUUCCACCUGGUGGACUUCUUCAGCAAGGCUGGACCAAUCAAAAUGCUCGCUGCUGGUUCCAAUACCUCUGCUGCCCUCACACAGGAUGGAAGGCUCUAUAUGUGGGGCGAUAACUCCGAGGGACAGAUUGGUUUGGGAAAGGAGAGUAAUGCACUGACUCCGUGUGAAGUUUCUGUGGGGAAACGGGUGUCCUGGGUGUCCUGUGGCUAUUAUCAUUCUGCCUUUGUCACUGUGGAUGGGGCCUUGUUCACAUUUGGAGAAAGGGACAGUGGGAAGCUCGGGUUGUCCACCAAGAAGCUGGCCAAUCAUAAAGUGCCUCAACAGGUGACAGGCAUCUCUGAUAGGGUGGUGCAGGUGGCCUGUGGAGGAGGUCACACUGUGGCACUUACAGAGCGCACACUGUAUUCGUUUGGCCUGGGUCAGUUUGGGCAGCUUGGUCAUGGAACCUUCAUAUUCGAGUCUUGUUUACCCAAAGAGGUGGAGCAUUUCAGAAGGGGCAGAGUUAAACAUGUGGAGUGUGGAGAGAAUCAUACAGCGGUUAUAACUGACAGUGGCCUUUUGUACACUUUUGGCGAUGGUCGCCAUGGCAAACUAGGUCUUGGAGAAGAGAAUUUCACCAACCAGUUCAAGCCAACUCUGUGUCCAAGAUUUCUCAACUACCACGUAGAGUCUGUGACCUGUGGUGGAUGUCACAUGCUUGUGUUGGCCAAGCCCAGGGUUGAAGCCUCAGAGGAUUUGUUCCUGGAGGAAGAUGAUGUGACAGAAGACUACUUUGAGAAGUCCUAUUCUGUGAUACAGGGUGACACAAACAAUCAGACCACUCUAAAGAGAAGUCUCUCAGCUCGGUCUAGACGCAGAGAACGGGAGCGUUCACCAGAUCAGUUUGGACCGAUGUUCCAAACUCUUCCAAGUCUGAGUGGCAAUCAGCUUAGUGCAUCAUUAACCGUUCCAAACCAGACCUGGCACCCCCAGAGUGACCAACCCGGAAAGAUCCCUUGCAACAGCCUCCAGAUUCCUGGUAAGAGAAAGACGUCUCUCCAUGACAGAAGCAGUACGGAGGAUAAUGAAAGUGUAAAAGAUCUUGGAGAAACCACUGAUUUAUUAAACCUGACUCAUGUAAUGAAAAUGGAUCCUUUGGAUAAGACCCUCACAUUGUCUCCAAUGCAGAAGAAGAAAGUUAAGGUUGUGAAAAAGCAUGGUAAGGAAAUGGGCAAGCCAAGAGAAGACUCCGCCCCUUAUAGUAAGAGGGCGGAGCUUUCCCCCUGCAAAGCUCUUCCCACUGAGCUACUUAGAGGCUCGAGUAGUAGCUCAUUGCUUGGGGAGAGUCUUGGGUCGAGCAGUCCCCAAAGGAUCCCUAAAAUUUGGGGUCAUGACAAGGAGAAUGUACUUAUUGCUUUAGAGGACAGAAAGCCUGGACAUCACAAACCUGGGGAUGGUGAAACCAGAACUGGAGCUGGUUCCAAACACACUACACAUCAAACACAGCUGAUAGAGUCCAGGGCCAAAGCUAAAUCAGAUGCUAAACAGUCAAAAGGAAAGGUCCAAUUGAGUCAAGACCAGGCCACCCACAAAUCAAAAGCAAGUACAAAACCAAACCAAGAAGAAGGAGGUAAAGCAAAAUCCAAAGAUCAGUUACGAGAAGUCAGAAGCCAGCCUCAAAAGGUUGAAGGGAAGGAAAAUGAAGCAAAAAUGAAACUAAUGGCUGUUGCUGAACAAAAUCUCGAACAGAUUGCACUUAAGGACCUAGUCCACACAAGUAAAAAGGUCUCAAAAGAGGUCCCACCCAAAGCUCAGAGGGUAAAAGUUGAAACCAACACUGCUGAAACACAAAGCAAAAGUUCUGUUACAACAGAGAAGAAAUCAGUUCCAAAAAAAGACUCUAAAAGUAUUAAGACAACAUCCAGACCAGAACAAAGCCAGUCGCUCUUAGAGGAUAACAUUAGGACAGAAAAAAACUCAAAAGACAUAUCUAAGGGACCAACCAUGGUCUCUGAAGCUGCUUCCAAAUCUGAAUCAGAGUCCACAUCAGAGCAAAUGCAGGAAAAUCCUCUCACCAUGGUGGCAUCUCUAAUCCAGGAUGUGGGAAUCAGAAGUCCUGCUCGUCGUCUUAGAGAUGCAGCAGUCGGUCAGUUUCUCUCCCAAUCCACACCUCAGAAGAUACCCAAACCUCCUCAAAAACAGAGAACUCUAUCUGAUUCCUCUUCCAUUAGUGAGUCUUAUGAAGUUCCAAGACAAGAGAUGACAAGACAGGCUAAAAGAACAGAUGUCACCAUCAACGUUAAACCAGAAGUAGGGUCUUCAGAUGGGGAAAUGGAAAGAAGCAGUUCUGAGUCCAAAACAGAGGCUCAAACUGAGGGGGAAACAUACAGAGCGAGGAUUGAGAAAGUAGAGGAGGAAUGGAGUGAUGAGAGAAGUAGGAUGACAGAUGAAGGGGUGGAGGGGAGUUCUGCUAUCACAGAAAGCGAGGGCAAAGUGAACAGAAGGCAUGAAACUGAGGAAGAGGAUGAAAGUGAAAGCAAGACCGUUGACAAGGUAGAAAAUGAUAGUGAUUCGGACAAAGAUAACAAUGAUACAACAAUCAAAGCCUCUAGUGAGGAUGAAGAAAAAGAAGAGGAGGAGAGUGGAAAAGAAUCAGUUGCAAAGACCGAAAGCAAGAGUGAACAAACAGAUGAGGAAGAUGAAACCAGUGAGAUGCAUAGAAAAGUUGAAAAGAGUGAAGAAGAAGAAGAAGAGGAAGAGGAAGAGGAGGAGGAGGAGGAGGAGGAGGAGCAGAAUGGAAAAGAAUCAGUUGCAAAGACCGAAAGCAAGAGUGAACAAACAGAUGAGGAGGAAGAUGAAACCAGUGAGACGCAUAGAAAAGUUGAAAAGAGUGAAGAAGAAGAAGAGGAUGAAAGCAAAAUGAGUGUUGAUGAAGAAGAGGAGGAGAGUGGAGAAGAAUCAGAUGCAAAGACAGAAAGCAAGAGUGAGCAAUCAGAUGAGGAGGAUGAGGAAUCAGAGGAGGAAGAAAGUGAGAGUGAGGCAGAGGAAGAUGAAAGUAGUGAAGGAGAGGAGGAAGAUUCAGAGAAGCAGGAGAUUGAGACAGAAGAUUCAUCGAAAGAUGAAGAUAAAGAAGUGGACAGUGAAAAUGAAGGAGAGGUAGAUGAUGAUGAGGAGGAGAGUGAGGAAGAUAAAGGGGAGGAGGAAGAGGAGAAUGAAACAGAAGAAGACAAAAAAGAUGAGAGUGAAAAUGAAGAGGAAGGCGAAGAGGAGAGCAAAGAUGAGGAGGAAGAGUCAGAAGAAGAAGGUAAUGAGGAAGAGGACGCAGAGGAGGAGGAGGAAGAAGAAGAAAGAGAGGAGAAAGAAGAAGCUGAGGAUGAGGAGGGAGAAGAGGAGGACCGAAAAGAGGAAGAGGAGAGUGAUGAGGGAGGAGAGGAAGAGGAGGAAAGCAAAGAUGGAAAUGAAGAUGAAGAAGAAGAAGAGGAGGAGGAAGAAGAAGAAGAAGAGGGGGAGAAAGAAGAAGCAGAGGAUGAGGAGGGAGAAGAGGAGGACCAAAAAGAGGAAGAGGAGAGUGAUGAGGGAAGAGAGGAAGAGGAGGAAAGCAAAGAUGGAAAUGAAGAUGAAGAAAAAGAUGAUGAGGAGGAGGAGGAAGAAGAAGAAGAAGAGGAGGAGAAGGAAGAAGCAGAGGAUGAGGGAGAAGAGGAGGACCAAAAAGAGGAAGAAGAGAGUGAUGAGGAAGAAGAAGAGGAGGAGAAAGAAGAUAAGAAUAAAAGAAAGCUGAGUAGAAAACCAAAGCUAAAUGUGAAAACGACAAAGCAGCCAACGAAAAUGAAACGGCCCACAACAAAAGGCGACAUGUCAGACAAUGAAUCCCAUGAGUCUCAGCAGUUUUGGGAUGAUGUGCUGCCUCAGUACCUCAAUUUGAAAUAAAUCUGCAAGCUCAAACCUCUUGUCUGCUUCUAUAGCUACAGUACGAACAACAGCAUUAUGUGGAUGUUUUGCUUUUUAUUUUGUGCUAAAGGCCUUUUCACAACUUUGAUUAUGUUUUUUCAUGUAUUUAUUGUUUUUUAAUAUUUAUUUCACCAAUAAUAUUCUUGCAUUUCAUUUAAAAAAAAUAUUAUUUUACAUUUUUACGGAAAUGUUUUAGAUUUUUUAACUUUAUUUCAUUCAUAUUUUUUUUUUUUGUAACGCUUUCAAAAGUAAUAAUCUGCUCUUGCAUUAUGAGGACCUCAUGAUGUGCCUUGGGAUGUAUGGAUCUUAUGGACAACUAUGUUCUUUAACUACCAUUUGUGCUCGAUUUAAAGUGACCUUGAA